GAGGGGCAGACGAAGUUCAAAUCAUCUCCUCCAUCCAUCCUAAUGGGGAAGAAUCAUAUCCCAGACUCCAAUGUCUCUCUGUCCAACCAUAUCGCAGGCCAGACAGAGAUUUAAAGAAGAUUAGAUGAGGUGGAUUGCCAAUACUUAAUGGGGUCAUGCAGUACACAUAUUACUGUGAAAUAUUGCCUCUGCUGAUUGGAAGCUGAGAUGUUAUCAUCCCAUGAUAUUUGUGAGAUUCCAUAGAGCAACAGAACUGACAUUCAUCACAAGAUGAACUGCUACAGGAAAUAUUUACUGCCAACAACAUGACCACCCAAAAAACAUCUUUGAACAUCUCCUCUUCAGGGGAGACAACCCCUGUCAGCCCACCCCUCUCUCCUGGAAGAGUGGCUUUGGUUUUCCUGUCUGCAUCAGUUACAUCUCAGCCUGAUGACUACAGCUGCCGGCGCUGCAUGGAGUAAGGCUCUUUGGUCUUUAAAUGUGUAUGGUUAUAUUUGCGCCGAUUUUUGCCAUUUGUGCAUUUGCCACCUGUGGAGGAUACCAUGGCCAUCUUCAGGUUAAAGUGGACUGCUCUGCCCAGAGACAGAACAACCUCAGCAUCAAUAUUGAUUUUGGCUAUCCUUUCAGAUUGCAGCAGAUUCACUUCAAAGCUCCCUCAUGCGACACAAGCAGAGAAGAAGUCAUUUUCCUCAAUGGCGACUUCUCUGCCGCAGCUCAGUUUUUUGUAACUGUGGGUGUUUUGGCAUUUCUCUACUCCUUCUUUGCAACAAUUGUCUACGUUUUCUACCAGAACAAGUAUCUGAAGAACAACAGAGGCCCUCUGGUGGAUUUUCUUGUCACUGUUACCUUUUCUCUGCUGUGGCUGCUCAGCAGCUGCUAUUGGGUUAAAAGCCUCACUGAUAUCAAGGCAGCCACAAACCCAACAGAGGUACUCCUUCUCAUUGCUUCCUGUAGAGAGAAGGAAAAUAGAUGUACGACCACGCAGGAGCCUCUCUGGUCUCGUCUAAACACUUCCACUGUUUUUGGUUUUCUUAAUACAAUCCUCUGGUCUGGAAACAUUUGGUUUGUCUUUAAAGAGACAGGCUGGUACAAGACCGGCCAGAGAUACCCAAGUAGGACUUCUUCCAGGAAACGAUCCAGUGAAAUGCGAGAGCGACUCUACAGCGAGUCCAGCUUUGACCAGCCAGAUGACAGUUUUGGCCCCUUCAGACAGGACAGCUUCAUCGAGUCAAGAGGGGACUACGACAAACAGUUUGUGAGACAAGCUAGCAUCAACCAAUCACAAGUAAGCUUCAGCUUACCAGAGACAUAUCUGGGCAAAGCAGUGAUUUAUGAGAGAGAGAAUAAAGUAGCUUCUCAAGGACCUGUGAUUUUUGUUAAUGAGAUGUGACCUUAACAUAAUGUGAGCUAAAGUAGUGCUGUAUUCUUAUAUUACUACUCACAAAGAUAAUUAGAAAUCAGCUAAUUUUCCAGAUGUAUGAGUUAAAAUUUGUGUAAUACAAAAAUAUUAUUGGAAAAAUAUUAAGUUUAACAGUUGUCAGAUUUCAAGGACAAGGUAAGGUCACUCAGGACGUAACCUUAGUGAGGUCCUUAGCUACAGAGCAAUUUAUCUUUGCUUUACUGAAAAUUCAUUACAAUAAACACAAUACAGUAAAAACCUCCAGGUAAUAGAAAAUAGCCAUCUAUACAGAUAAAACAAAACUAAAAAGAAUUAAACCUCAUCUCAAUUACUCUUUAAAACAAAAUAGUUCAUGAACUUUUUUUUUUUUUUUUUUGCAUACACAAUGUCAUGAAAUGAUUUUAGGUACAAGAUCUCUGUGAAAGCAGUCAUUUUGCCACAACUCUCCAAAAGAAUUCAAACACUUUAAAAUAAAUAAUAAAACUAUAGCAGACCUGUCUCUUUACAGUCUUUAAUGUCUUAUUAUAGGGAUUAGCACCAUUGGUAGGAUUAUAGCUACUAAUUGUAGUCAUACGUCUCAUGUAUUUUCUCUAAAUAGAAAACUCUAAUAUUUCCCAAUAAAACUCCCAAUAUCCCAGUACAGUAUUUCACAAGGAGCACCAUUGGUGAUCAUUGUUGAGGUAAAAAUCUGAAAUAAAUCAUAAUUGAAUUUUUUUUUAAAAUACCUCAGUGAUACUUAAAAUGGCUCAAAGAAGCUUUCUGAUACUCCCACAAUGAAUUAUAAUUGAUUCUUAUUAUUAUGACUUUUUAUGGGACAUUCACUAAAAAAUAAGUUAGUGUCAAUGUUUGGUUCAGUCAGCAAGUGAAAGAUUUUGUUAGUUAAUCUCUAGUGAGCAGUUUUGCUGUCUAAUGAAAAAUUAUUUUUAAUGUUAACGUUUCACUGAUCUCGUAAUAAGGCUUUUUAAAACAGUUUAAAAAAAAAAAAAACAUUCAAAUUACAUCUUGCUAUUAAUCUAGUUGUUUCAGAUUUCUUUAAGUGUUUUCCAAAAUCUGUAAAUCUACCCUAGGUGUCAUUUCUACACAGUUCCCUCAAUGUGCCCUGCUUUUUUGGGAAUAUUCUGAAGGGAUCUUGAUUUGUAUUUUUCAGGACUUCUAAAAGGUAGUUCAAAUUUGUAGUUUGAACCUUUUAGAUUUUUUUUCUUUUUUUUUUUACCACCGAUUCUUAGUUCAGUUUAUGUGAAAGCAUUUUAUUCUUCAAAUGUUGCAUUUUGGAGCCUUUAAAUGCCAGAAUGGUUUAUGUCAAACUCCAAACUAUUCCCCUGACAGAGGAAAUGAAUAUGAAGAUAAAAAGGACUUUGAACAGACCAUCAUAGAGUCUAAUGAAAUAUUGAUAAAGCCUAGUUUUAAAGAUUGUAAGAAAGUCUAUGUCUCUAAGAUUGAAAAUACAAAGAAAUUAUUGAUCUUUGCUUUAGGAUUGUGUUAUAAAAGUUGAUAUUCCUGGAUGUUCCAUUUGUAUUUUGGGUCAGGUCAUAUGGUAUGUGUAUGAACAUUGCAGUAGCAGUAGAAGAAAGUGUUUAAUGUGUGACUGAUAUCUGUGACUUGGCAUUGACGUUUUGUUGCAUGGUUUUUUGUAUUGGUGGAUUUCUUGAUAUUCUAAUUUGCAUAUCUCCUCCCUAUCUUCAUUUGGAGAUCUGAAAUGUUGUAUUUCUCUUGAUUGCAAAUCCUGCAGUUUUUAAAAAAAAGGUUAAUUCAAGGUCAGAAGUAAAAAGAUAAACCCUUGUACAGUAACAAGAAGUCAGGAUUUUUGUCUUUGAAAAAAAUACUGCAGGUUUUCAUUUAUUUGAAAAAUUAAAAAUAAUUGUUAUUUUAUCUUUUGCUUACAUACUCAUUAAAUACUUAACAUUUAGAUUUUAAUUGUACUUUGAAGCAGGUGUUAAUGCUUUUUCUUAUUUACUUUUAUGUGAGAAUGCAUUGUUCCUCUUUAUUUCUGUGGUAAAUGGGUCAAAACAGAGGCGAUUUGAUGUAAAAUCUUCUAUAAAUAAUAAAUGUGAGAAGUUUA
Molecule: messenger RNA, 3458 nt
Organism: Poeciliopsis prolifica (blackstripe livebearer)
Lineage: Eukaryota; Metazoa; Chordata; Actinopteri; Cyprinodontiformes; Poeciliidae
Gene: synprb
Product: synaptoporin b
Exons: 6
Coding region: 479-1390 (303 amino acids)
Cellular component (GO): synaptic vesicle; synaptic vesicle membrane
Source: RefSeq, a predicted model, not a curated record